AGUGUCUAAUAGAACACGCUCACUUCUGGAAUAAGUUUAGCAUUUUCGAAGUAGAGCCUCCAUGCAUUUGUAGGAAAAGCAUGCCGACCAUGAUGCAGACAGCCGAGUGACGUGAUAUGGGGAAGUAGUGGACGAUAUGCCACGCCUCUCUGCGCGAGGCGGGGACCGACCGCGAGUCAGCGGUGGACUGAAGCCUUCAGAAGAAGCUCGCAGGACGUCUUGCUGGUCCGCACGGCUCGUCUGGACGCAGAAGGUCCUUCAAAAUGGCAUACCACAGUCCUUACAGAGCACCUCCGACGAUCAACGCCCCACCGGACCAAAGCUUUCUGUGGAAUAUCUUCCAGAGGGUGGACAAGGACAGGAGUGGAGUGAUAUCGGACACUGAGCUUCAGCAGGCCUUAUCAAAUGGUACUUGGACUCCCUUCAACCCGGUGACGGUGCGCUCCAUCAUCUCCAUGUUUGAUCGGGAGAACAAAGGCGGAGUCAAUUUCAACGAGUUCGCCGGCGUGUGGAAGUACAUCACGGACUGGCAGAACAUCUUCCGCACCUACGACCGCGACAACUCGGGCUUCAUCGACAAGAACGAGCUAAAGCAGGCGCUGACUGGAUUCGGUGAGCAUCAAAGCUACCGUCUGUCUGACCAGUUCUACGGCACGCUCAUAGAGAAGUUUGACCGCCAGAGGAAGGGACAGGUGGCCUUCGACGACUUCAUCCAGUGCUGCAUCGUACUACAGAGGCUGACAGACGUCUUCCGCCGCUACGACACGGACCAGGACGGCUGGAUCCAGGUGUCCUACGAGCAGUACCUGUCCAUGGUCUUCAACGUCGUAUAACGGCACCCUGAGAACCGCGGGCGCACACAACAAGGAGCACAACUGGACACAACCGUGCCAAAGCAAACGGCACCCCCCCCCCUCCUCCUCAUCCAUCCUCCUCUUCCUCCCCCCGUACCUCCUUAUGCACAACUCUACAAGAUUCCUUUUAUUUAAAACAUUAACGUUUUCUUUCUUUUGUACGACCUCCUGAAUCCGCAGGCCGUAAGUCCAUGUUGCAGCAACUGAAUGGUUUACACGGUUUGCUGAUAAACUUUUAACUCCCGAGAGAAAAUAAUAGAAACGUAAUAAAAGCGUUGGAUUCCUUCCGAGACAUGCAGUGCCCCCCCAAACCCCCCCUCCGUCCCAUCCAUCGCCUCGCAGUCUUUUUUUUACGUGAUGUUCGAUCACACAUCGGGAAUCUAGUGGAUGCCCUGUUAUUUGCAACCUCGCCAUUACAACAUACAGAAUAUUAUUGAUAACGGCUACAUUUUUAUUUAUUUUUUCCUUAUAGAAGAGAAAAUCUUGUAGUGCUUAUUUCAAGACCAAUUUGGUUAAAAAAAAAUAAACGGGGGGUGUGGGGUAGUGGGUGUUCCGGCUGAGGAACCAUUAAGGACAAUACUCUGUCGGUCUUGUCCUCCCAAUGUCCAUUGUCGAUAACGGUUGUUGGAUGUCUUAAUUAUUGUUAUUCUUACAAACAGACCUGACUAUCUGUGCUUACAGUAUACAUGAAUUGUAUUGUAAAUAUCAUUUAGGGUGCAUCGCAUGCUUUUUCGGGUUCAACCCCCAAUGUUGAAGCAUGCUUCCUCAUUUUUCCGAGAUUUACUUUGCUCAAAGCCAUGUUUACAAAAACUGUGAGAGCAGGCGAUGACCUGCUUUGAGAUUCACUGACAUGCCAGCUUACAUGCCAUAUAUUUGUAUAAACGUAUUUUUAACCAGUAAAUCCAUCUAUAUGUUAGAGCGAUUCAUUUUAGGUUGUGAAUAAGCAUACGGUUUUCGUGUGGCUUAUUUAUGUGCAUGAUGCCUUAAGAGCUGUUAAAAAUAAAAACACAAGCAAAAGAGGAGUCUCUUUUAUUAAAAAAAACAAUUAAAAAUUG
Molecule: messenger RNA, 1909 nt
Organism: Gadus morhua (Atlantic cod)
Lineage: Eukaryota; Metazoa; Chordata; Actinopteri; Gadiformes; Gadidae
Gene: pdcd6
Product: programmed cell death 6
Exons: 6
Coding region: 264-833 (189 amino acids)
Molecular function (GO): calcium ion binding
Source: RefSeq, a predicted model, not a curated record